Molecule: messenger RNA, 2367 nt
Organism: Cylicocyclus nassatus
Lineage: Eukaryota; Metazoa; Nematoda; Chromadorea; Rhabditida; Strongylidae
Source: the annotation of a GenBank genome assembly
AUGCGCGAAUUCAAUACGGUAUCCGUGUGCAGCGUGCCAAAUGAACCCUCCCUUGUGCAAGAUGAACAAAGACCUCAUCUCUGCGUCUGCGACCAUCUCGUACUCGGCCGUCGUUGUCUGCGCUCUGACCGUCGCUUCACAACUGGUUCCACGGGCCCUGCAUCCCGUGCUUGUGCAUGUGCUGGCUGGUGUUCAACUCCUGAAUGCGGCACAGUCUCGACAAUGGAGAAAGCUAAGAAAGAUGUCGGGCAGAAAUUUCGUCGAAUCAAGCAUAACCUAGUCAAUUCGACGAAAAAGGACGAAGAUGAUGACCUGAAAAUCAUCAAUGCGCUUGAACAUCGUAAUCAAAAAGUCAUCAAUGCCGUCUCUGUAUAUAGAAAGCAUGUAUCAAAUACUGUAAAAACUGGACUACGAGAAGAAAAUGUUGAUAAACGAAGGAAAAAGCUCGAUGAGUUUUCGCUGUGUGUGGAUUUACGUGAAAUAUCGACGGAUCUUGAACAAUCACAUACCACAUGCCUUCACAAGGUUAUCCAGAAAAUCAGUCAGGCCUUACAAGUGGUGGUGGACGAGAAGGUUAAGCACGACAUGAUGAUUGAGAAACGAGUUCUCGAUGAUUUGGUCCAGUUUCAAGACAUGGAGAAAGCUUUAUGCAAGAGUAGAGAACGAUUGAGCAAUGCUUCCACUGAUGUCGAGAUCGCCAAAAAACAGUUGGAAAAAGCUGACAGCACUAGCAGCAAUAUGGCUCAGCUGCAAGAUAAUCUCGAUGCUGCACAGCUCAAGCUCGAAAACCAAAAGGACAAUACAAUUACGGAUGUGUACUCCUUAGCUGCGAAGGAACAAGAAAUUGCAAAGGUGUUUACUGCGCUGUUGGAAGAGCAGCUCGAGUAUCACCGCGUUGCGAUGAGGACACUGGAGAUGGUAUUACCCGAAAUUCGCCGAGACAUAGAUAAUGCCCGGCCACGACCAGUAUUCGGUAUCGACCUAAGUGAACACCUGCGCCAUACUCAGGGACGUGUAGCUCUGGUUCUAGAAAAAUGUUGUUCAAUGCUCAGAGCAAGUGGCUUUACUGAGAAAGGCCUUUUCCGAGUAAAUGGAAACAACACAAAAAUCCGCAGGAUGAAGGCGGCUUUCGACGCUGGACAGAUCGACGUGGACGAACGUGCUUAUAGCAUGGAUCCCCAUUCUGUCUGUAGUGUGCUGAAAAGCUAUCUCAGAGAAUUACCCGAUCCUCUUCUUACUCAUCGACUACAUAACGAUUGGAUGAACGCGGCAAAGCUAGAGGACGAGGCCAAAUUGCAAGCUUUUGAGCGAUGCAUUGGAGAACUUCCAGCGUGUCAUCGCCACAAUCUCACUUACCUCAUUAAUUUUCUCUCGGAAAUGUUGCAACAUCAAGAACAGACAGCCAUGAAUUGCGGUAAUCUGGCUAUUGUUUUCGGUCCUAAUCUUUUGGGAGGUGACAUAGAUGGCAAUAAUACCGCAGGUACCAAGAUUGUCGAAACCUUGUUGAAAAAUGCUUCGAGAUUGUUUGGAUGUCCUGUUGUAAGCAAUAAUGGAAAUAACAGUGGUCAUACUUCAGGACGACUUACUGUUGAUACAAAUUCUCCGCCGAAACCGGGCCAGUCUAAAGAUAGACUGGAGUUUGGCAGCAUAUCGUCAUGGGGUACGUCACCUCGGGGACGACCCAAGGAACGUGCUCCACCACCUCCUUAUGUCACUCCAAAGACGGGUUCACUGAUUGACCUCAGCGACGAUUGUAGCAAUGCGGAGCAGUCGGCACACACCUCAACUCCAUCUAGAAUUGAAAGUAGCCUUACGCAAAGUCAGACCCUAACCUCUGCCGACCUCAGUGAGUCAUUCGGUAUGUCACCGACAGCAACAGCGGAAUCGGACGACUCAUUCGAUGAGUAUCAAGAUGAGUCCCUUCCUGGGAGCAUGUCGCGCAGCCAGGGGGAUGUAGCCGUAGCAUCGCUCAUCACUCCACAGCGACCUCCUCCACCUACUUUCCGGAACGGGUCAGAAAGCUCUAAUAAUCGGCCGCUAUCUUACAAUAAAGCUGUUGGGGUGGAGCCAGUCCCAGUUCCACGCUCUCGAGCGUCUCGCUCAGUCAUCGUCGAAAACUCAUCUUCAUCUAGUGGUUCUGGGUCUAUCAAAAGACCCUCGAUAUUGAGUCGGGAAGAUAUUGUGGGAGCAGAUGUAUCCAAUAGUUUCAAAACAGUUGUGUCCGUUGAAGCUCCUCCAUUGCCAGCGCGAAACAACAAGCCGCCACUUCCGGUAAAGCCACGAAGUGUUCCUUUUCGCCGAGAUCUUUCUCCUAGGAAUCUGAUGUGCACCUAUUCACUCAACUGUACUGAGAGCUACUUUGCUUGA